AUUGUGACGCCACUGCCGACAUAAACAUCAGCUUCGAAUGCAAUUGCAUUUCGUAAUCUGAAACGGUGCGGCGACUUGUGGUGCGAUCUAGUAGUGUUGAUAACCCCCAGCGAAGGCCUCCCCCCACCCAUGUAAAGACGAGACGGCUCGCCCCAGUUGUCAACGGCUCAGCUUUCAGUCUUGCUUCGAAGCGCAACGCAAACAGUUGUGCAAAUCCUGUCAAUCAACUUCAACUAAACCACUUGAAUUUUGCAGUCUGAGCCGCAAUGGUCAUCCUACGCUUGUACGAUGUCACAGCCCACGAUGCUGCGGAGCAGCAGGCCGUGUUGAGGCGCCUUCAAGACGCUGACAAACUCUCGGAGCUGUUGUCUGUCCGCAUGGAACGCUGCUAUCACUUGGAAUAUGAUCGCUAUGAGCAGCGCAGUAUGCCAUUGGAGACACUGCUAAAGUGGCUGGUCAAGCAGCCCAUGUCGCAUGGCGACGAAUUAAAGGAUUGCCCAUCGUUGCAGGCAAAACAGAAGACAGAAUUGCUGCUGGAGAUCGGACCACGCUUCAAUUUCAGCACACCUUAUUCCACCAAUUGUGUGAACAUAUUUCAUAAUCUCGGCUACAAGGAAGUGCAGCGCAUGGAGUGCUCCACGCGCUAUUUGCUGACCUUCAAACAGGCAGCGAAUCAAGGUAAUGUGGCCAUCUAUGUGGAAUUGCUGGGCGAUCGCAUGACUCAAUGUCAGUACACGGCGACUAAUAUCCCCGUGAAGAGCUUUGAGGAGCAGUUGCCCAGGAAACAGCAGCCUUGGCAUUUUGUGCCGCUAUUGGAGCAGGGACGUCAAGCGUUGGAGCAGGUGAAUCGUGAACUGGGUUUGGCCUUCACUGACUACGAUCUAGACUACUAUUUUGAGCUCUUUGCGCGCACACUGAAACGAAAUCCAACCACUGUGGAGUUGUUCGACUGCGCCCAAAGUAACAGCGAACAUUCACGGCAUUGGUUCUUUCGUGGUCGUAUGGUUAUUGAUGGUGUCGAGCAACCAAAGUCCCUUAUACGCAUGAUAAUGGACACGCAAGAUCACACAAAUCCGAACAAUACGAUCAAGUUCAGUGACAAUAGUAGUGCCAUACGUGGCUUCGAGCAUGCUGCACUGCAGCCACGAUUGUGUGCGCUGCCGGGCUCGGUCAGCCUGGAGAAAGUGCAGUCUGAUUUGAUCUUCACCGCCGAGACCCACAACAUGCCUACGGCAGUGGCACCAUUCAGUGGUGCCACCACCGGCACUGGCGGUCGGCUUCGCGAUGUGCAAGGCGUAGGACGAGGUGGUGUGCCUAUUGCGGGAACCGCUGGAUAUUGCGUAGGCUCCCUGCACAUACCAGGUUACAUUCAGAGCUACGAGCCCAUUGGCUACAAAUAUCCCAGCUCCUUUGCCCCGCCUCUACAAGUCCUCAUUGAGGCAAGCAACGGCGCUUCUGAUUAUGGCAAUAAAUUCGGUGAGCCGGUCAUAGCGGGCUUUGCCAUUUCCUAUGGCCUGAACAAUGCUGCUUCGCCGAAUAUUCGUGACGAGUUCGUCAAGCCCAUCAUGUUCAGCGGGGGAUUGGGAACGAUGCCUGCGGCUAUGCGGGAGAAGCUGCCACCUGCACGCGGGAUGUUGUUGGCUAAAAUUGGUGGUCCUGUGUAUCGUAUUGGUGUUGGCGGUGGCGCCGCCAGUUCUGUGGAAGUACAGGGCUCUGGUGAUGCCGAAUUGGACUUCAAUGCUGUGCAACGUGGCGAUGCGGAAAUGGAGAACAAGUUAAACCGCGUGGUACGCGCUUGUCUGGAGCUGGGGGCCAAGAAUCCGAUAUUGGCUAUUCAUGAUCAGGGCGCCGGUGGCAAUGGCAAUGUGUUGAAGGAGCUAGUGGAACCAGGAUUCGCGGGUGCAAUUAUUUUCUCGAAGGAAUUCAAACUGGGAGAUCCCACGAUCACAGCACUGGAGCUCUGGGGCGCCGAGUAUCAGGAAAAUAACGCCAUCUUGUGCAAGCCAGAGCAUCGCGAAUUGCUGGAGCGGAUCUGCGCCCGCGAACGUUGUCCCAUUAGUUUUGUGGGCGUGGUGACAGGAGAUGGUCGUGUAACGCUCGUUGAAGAUGCCGCAGACUUUGAAAAGGCAUUGAUGCCAGAGUCACGUAAAGAUUAUGGAGCUGUGCCGUUUGAUUUGCAGCUGGAACAUGUGCUUGGUGAUAUGCCCAAGCGGGUCUACAAACUUGAACGUGAGCCUCUGCAUCUAAAGUCACUUCAACUACCCACAGAUUUAAAGCUUACGGAGGCCUUGGAGCGAGUGCUCAGCCUGGUUGCUGUGGGAAGUAAAAGAUUCCUUACCAACAAAGUGGACCGCUGUGUGGGGGGCCUGAUAGCCCAACAGCAAUGCGUUGGACCACUGCAGGCACCACUAGCGGACUAUGGGCUGACCACCGUCUCCCAUUUCACCACCGCCGGCAUAGCCACCUCUAUAGGGACGCAACCGCUUAAAGGUCUGCUUAGUCCUGCGGCCAUGGCGCGUAUGUGUGUGGCUGAAGCGCUCAGCAAUCUCGUUUUUGUGAAAAUCACCGAGCUGGCCGAUGUCAAGUGCUCGGGCAAUUGGAUGUGGGCGGCCAAGCUGCCGGGCGAAGGCGCCCAGAUGUACGAUGCUUGUCAGGAGCUGUGCCAAAUAAUGCAGGAACUUCACAUAGCCAUUGAUGGUGGCAAGGACUCCCUGUCGAUGGCCGCAAAAGUGGGCAGCGAGACCAUUAAAUCACCGGGAACGUUGGUUAUCUCCACAUACGCACCCUGUCCCGAUGUACAUGUGCGUGUCACGCCAGAUCUGAAGGGUCCGUCGGCCGGAGCAAGCACCGCCUUGCUUUGGAUAAAUAUCGAGAAAAGUUUCCGCUUGGGCGGCUCGGCGUUGGCUCAGGCAUUCGCACAACAGGGUAAUCAGUGUCCGAAUCUGAUUCGAAGUGAUGUUUUGGGUCAGGCCUUCGCGGUCACCCAAACUUUGUUGCAGCAGCAAUUGUUGCGCGCCGGGCACGACAUCAGUGAUGGCGGAUUAAUCGUUUGUCUGCUGGAAAUGGCCAUUGGCGGAGUGUGUGGACUGGAAGUUAAUUUGGCUGAGGCUUUGGCUGCUUUCGAGGAUUACGAUGCAGCUGCGUUGGCCAUUGAGCGGCCCGAGCUGGCACUGCUCUUUGCCGAGGAGUGCGGCUGGGUCGUGGAGGUGAAUGAGGCGGAUUUGAAAGCUGUGCGACAAAUCUAUAACAAAGCGGGAGUGCCCAAUUACUAUCUAGGCAAGACCACGAGCUAUGGCUUGGAGGCACAGGUGCGCAUUACAAAUGGGCCGAAAAUAUUGCUUCAGAAUUCAUUGCGAGAACUAUACAAGCAAUGGGAACGGACCAGCUACGAGCUGGAAAAACUGCAGGCCAACCAGAGUUGCGCCAUAGCGGAAUUUGAGAGCCUUGACUACCGCCGUGGUCCGCAAUACAAAUGUGGAGUGAAUCUACAGGCGGAGCUUACACUGAAACGCAGCUCAAAGCCUAUUCGAGUGGCUGUGCUGCGGGAGGAGGGCGUCAAUAGUGAGCGCGAGAUGAUGGCCUCUCUGUUUAGAGCCAACUUUGAGGUUCAUGAUGUAACCAUGUCAGAUUUGCUGGCGGGUCUUACCAGCUUGGAUAAUUAUCGUGGUCUUGUCUUCCCCGGUGGCUUCAGCUAUGCGGACACCUUGGGCUCGGCAAAGGGCUGGGCAGCCAACAUAUUGUGCAGCAAGCUGCUGCGUCCGCAGUUUGAAGCUUUCAAGUUACGCCAAGAUGUCUUUUCGCUGGGAAUUUGCAAUGGCUGUCAAUUGAUGACGCUAAUUGGUUAUGUGGGCGAAGGGAACUCCGAUCAGCAUUCCACAUCCGUGGCUUUGUUGCACAAUCAGUCGCAACGCUUUGAGUGCCGCUGGUCUACCGUGCGCAUUCCUGCGAACAAGGCGAUGAUGUUGCGAAACAUGCAGGAUCUCGUAUUGGGCUGCUGGGUGGCCCAUGGGGAGGGUCGGUUUGCCUUCAAGCAUCCGGAAUUGCUGCCACGACUCAAGUCGCAGCAAUUAGUGACACUGCAGUAUGUGGACGAUGAGGGAGUUCCCACAGAGCGCUAUCCCAUGAAUCCCAAUGGCAGUCCCGAGGGCGUUGCCGGUCUCUGCUCCGUUGAUGGACGACACUUGGCUCUGAUGCCACAUCCGGAACGUUGUAGUGCCAUGUAUCAAUGGCCAUAUGUGCCACAUGAUUUUGCCGUGCCAGUCGAGCAAGUGGAGAGUCCCUGGCAACUAAUGUUCAACAAUGCGUACAACUGGUGUGUGCUCCAGAACGAAUAGAGACGCUCAAAUCGCUCGAAUUAACCCUAAGCAUAUGCGAAUUUAACUUUCUCCUUAUAUAUUACAUUCCACUUUAUACACCGACACUUUUAUACAAUUUCUACAAUUAAACGUAACAAAACAGUUUAAGCUUA
Molecule: messenger RNA, 4468 nt
Organism: Scaptodrosophila lebanonensis
Lineage: Eukaryota; Metazoa; Arthropoda; Insecta; Diptera; Drosophilidae
Gene: Pfas
Product: phosphoribosylformylglycinamidine synthase
Exons: 4
Coding region: 267-4334 (1355 amino acids)
Biological process (GO): 'de novo' IMP biosynthetic process
Molecular function (GO): phosphoribosylformylglycinamidine synthase activity
Source: RefSeq, a predicted model, not a curated record